This is a messenger RNA of Amoebophrya sp. A25, 1726 nucleotides long. The record is from the annotation of a GenBank genome assembly. NCBI's taxonomy places the organism in Eukaryota, Dinophyceae, Syndiniales, Amoebophryaceae.
AGAACAUUGACAUUGAGGUGACACUUCUACUUUUUGGAUAACCAACAUUACCAUGAUGAUUCAGUGAUUUGAGCGAAGCGUGCUGGAUGAUAAGUAAGUUGAAAGAGGGACAGGGACGAGACCGAAGUAGGGCAGUAGAGAAGGAAGUGAUUUAAGGCAGCUUGAGCUUGCAGUCGUUGUUGAGUGACCGAACUCAAAGUACAGAAGUUUUAUGGUUCUUCACGAUGUGGUGCCGCAAUACUUCGAAGACCUUGCGUGGUCUCUCCGUGCAGGGCAUAUGGCAUCACCAAGGGGACAAGCGUCCGUCGUUUGUUAGAAGGGGCCAACAAAAACAUUUCUAUACCAACGCUGCUCCUGCGCGCGUUCCUGCUGGAGUAGCAGCAAAAGCGAGGCAACAUGUAACUGCUCAACAAGAAGGACGAGAUGCCAAUGUCCAAGAAGACCAGAGGCGAGAAUCUGCAAGAACAUUUCCAAGUGCCGGCGCGUCUCUAUCUUCAUUAUCCUCUACAGGCUCCAACGUAAUUCCACCAAAUUCGCGAAGCCCGGAUGAGAUUUUUCGAACUUUUGCAGGUGAAAAAAGUGUCAUAUUGUGCAAAUCUGACAAAUCCGGCAAGCACUCGUGGGACGACGCUAUCAUCCCGCUUACGACAUUGCUGAAUGAUUCUCCAGACUACUACACACUGAGCUCUUGUAGCGGCAGAGCAUACCUGUGGUGGGCUGGUGCAGGAAUAGAAGUAGGAGACAACCACGACGGCGACAAAGUGGUGAAGCAGCAAGAUGACGCACGAGGUGCCUCGUUUUCAUCAGGGUGGCCUCAACUCUUUCCAAAAAAAAGCUGGACUGCACGAGCUCAGAAACAGAAGAAGACUAAAAACGAGCUUGACCAUGCGACAAGUGUUCACGAUAACGACGAAGAUCAAGUUGAUCAGACUCGAAAAGACAAACACAAAGAGUACCCGAGGACGAUGAAUGGAACGCAGCGGCAGGAGUUGGACGAGGACAAACGCCAUGACCUAUGGAGUAAGGACUGGCGGUUCCACAUUUGUCAUGACUAUUCGGAUUGGAACCCACAAAAGUAUUUAGGACAAAGUUCUGUAGAAGAUGCAGCAGGAGCUGGGUUUGCUCCUGAUGAGAAAAACAGAGUCAUAUGGGCCAGGUUCGAGCCAUUUGUUCUUCAUGUCGCCUGCCGAUCCCUGGCUGCUGCGUUUUCGUUGAUCGACGCAGGCCGCGCAGCUUUUCCAAACUCCGCACUGCUGUCUUGGAAAAAACGCUAUGUGGUGCAUAUCCCGGGAGUGGACUUUGUAGAUCUUCCCUAUGCGUUUGGUAAGGACAGGCGGAAAAAAGUCGAAAAGGAAAAGAUGAUCGACACUUUGGAUGUUGGACAUCAAUAUUAUAGUCCAGAAGUUGUGCCUCCAGGUACAAGUAGUUUAGUACUUUCUUGUUUUAACCACGAAGAAAAAACACACUUUUUGGAUUAUGUAGAUCAUAUUAUGGGGAUAAAGUUCAAGAGGAACGCAGAAAGGACACAAAAGUUUCAAGAAGCAGUAGAACGAAUGUUGGCUCGUGAAGCUGCGCAAUGCUUCUGAUGUAGAUAAAACGGCUCUUUGUCCACGGAAGUGGAGCUGUGGCCGAGUGAAAUAGGCAUCGGCGCGUUCUUGGUUCGCCGCUUGAGCAUCAGAUUGCCAGAGAUUUUCAACCACGAAAUCCGGAGGCGAAGGAAGCCUCU